CAUGUUCAACUCUUCUCAAAUUUCGCUGUCCUUCACUACUUUUCACUCCUUUUUAAGGAAAAUCAAGAAAACAAGAGAAAGAUAAGAGUUCGUAUGCUGGAUGGAUCCGUGAAGACAGUAUUGGUUGAUGAUAGUCAAAAUGUUGCCAACUUAAUGGUCGUCAUUUGUACCAAAAUCGGAAUCACAAAUCAUGACGAAUAUUCUCUGGUCAGGGAACCUCCAGAGGAUAAAAAGAAUGCCAAUUAUUCAACUGGUACGUUAACUCUUCGACGAGACAAAAAAGAUCGAGAUAAAACUAUUGAUGCAAAAAUGGAACAGUUGAAGAAAAAAUUGAAAACUGAUGAUGAUCUUAACUGGGUUGAUCACUCGUUAACUCUUAGUGAACAGGGUAUUGGUGAAGAUGAAACUUUACUCCUUCGACGAAAAUUUUUCUUCUCCGAUCAAAAUAUUGACCAAAGAGAUCCGGUUGAGCUUAAUUUACUUUAUGUUCAAACCCGUGAUGCUAUAAUUGCUGGAACUCAUCCAGUAGCUGUUGAAGAAGCUUGUAAAUUUGCUGGUAUUCAGUGUCAAAUACAAUUCGGUGACCAUGUUGAAGGUAAACAUCGACCUGGAUUUUUAGAUUUAAAAGAAUUCGUGCCCAAAGAUUAUGUUAAGAUAAAAGGAAUUGAGAAGAAAAUAUUUCAACAGCACAUGAAACACGCUGGACUUACUGAAUUAGAAUCAAAAGGAAAAUAUGUUCAAUUAGCUCGAUCACUUAAAACUUAUGGGGUAACGUUUUUCUUGGUUAAAGAAAAGAUGAAUAGAAAAAAUAAACUUGUUCCUCGAUUGCUUGGUGUUACUAAAGAUUCUGUAUUACGGUUAGAUGAAAAGACGAAAGAAAUUUUAAAAUCAUGGCCUUUAACUACUGUUAAACGAUGGGCAGCAUCACCUAAUUCAUUUACACUCGACUUUGGUGAUUAUGCUGACUCUUAUUAUUCAGUUCAAACAUCAGAAGGGGAACAAAUUUCUCAAUUGAUUGCUGGUUACAUCGAUAUUAUUUUGAAGCGAAAAAAAGCUAAAGAUCAUUUUGGUAUCGAAGGUGAUGAAGGGUCAACCAUGGUUGAAGACUCGGUGUCUCCUUAUAAAGCUACUGUCCUUCAAUAUUCAACACUUUCAAAAGGAGCACAGCCUGAGAUGAGUAACAUUGCUUUACCUGCUAUCCUUCGAGCUGGAACCAAUGGAUCUCAAGCAAUCGUCACCAAAGAGAUUCCACCUGCUUCUUUAACGUCAGUCAAAGGAACUGCUCAUGUUGGCCAUUCUGCGCCAUCCGACACAGGGCCAAAAGUACCUCACAUUUAUACAAAUGGAACCCCAAGUCCUCAAAGAGCUCUCAUUACAACUACCGAAACAUGCCGAAUUACCAUUGCUCGAGUUGAAAAAGACUUAGACGAGCCUACCGAUGCUCCUUACUUCCAAACCUCGGAUUCAAUAUCACUUCAAUCGAAACGUGAUCAAUUGGAUGUUAAACGAUCUGCCGUUUCAUCACAAUUAUCUGCUAUGAAUGCAGCCACAGCAAAGAUUGUUUCCCUCACAUCAGUUCCUGAAGAUGAGAUUGAUGCAUCAGCUUUAGAUGCAGCGCUUUCUACCAUAGCAACCAGUUUGCCUGAAAUGUCAAAAGAUGUUAAAUUAAUUGCUUCCCUUAUGGAUGAUGAUACAAAAGGUGAUGGCCUCAUUGAGGCUGCUAAGAAUUUGUGUAAUGCUUUCUCUGAUCUUCUAAAAGCAGCCGAACCUGGUACUAAAGUGUCUAGACAAACUCUUAUCACAGCUGCCAAUCGAGUUGAAACUGCUUCUUAUUCUGUUUUAUCAACUAUCAACGAAGAAUAUGAAGGUUAUGACAAGGAAACUUCAGAGAUUUUACUUAGCGUUGCUGGUCGCUGUUCUGAAGCUCAAGGAUCUGUUGAUACAAUUCUUGAUGCAACUGAACGACUUUUCACUUCUUCUAGCGAUCCGCCCGAGAUUAUCCGUCAAGCUAAAGUUUUAGCUCAUGCUACAAUCCAAUUGAUAGUGGACAUUAAAAGUAAUGCAAAAAACCAAGAAGGAGAUAUUCAAAGAAGACUAUUAGCUGCAGCUAAAGCUCUUGCUGAAGCAUCAACUCGUCUCAUGAAGGCUGCCAAAGGUUGUGCCACCAAUCCUGAAGAUUCUGUAUCCCAAUCUGCUUUGAGAAAAGCGGCUGAAGACUUGAGAAUUGCUGCAACCAGUAGUGUACUCAGUGAAAAGGUUAUCAAUCGAUGUGAAAUUUCACCUUCUCGUUAUCCUAAUCAAGCCUGGAACAACGCAGUGUCCACUGUUAGCGGUAUAAUAGGUGACUUGGAUACAACAAUUAUGUUUGCAACCGCAGGAACCUUGAAUCCCGAAAGUGAAUCAGACAAUUUUGCCACCCACAAGCAAACCAUUUUAACAUCGGCAAAGGCUCUUGUUGAAGAUACAAAAUCACUAGUUUUGGGAGCUGUUUCCGAUCAAGAACAAUUAGUAAAUGCAGCCCAAAAUGCGGUUACCACGAUUGUUCACCUUUCAGAAACAAUUAAAUUAGAUGCUGCCUCUCUUGGAUCAAGUAAUUCAGAGGCUCAAGUUUUACUUCUUAAUGCAAUCAAAGAUGUGACUGCCGCUUUAGGUGAUCUUAUCCAUGCAACCAAGGCAGCAUCCGGCAAAGAUAAUGAAGAUCCGGCUAUGGUCCAACUGAAAGAAUCCGCAAAGGUUAUGAUUAACAAUGUGACAUCCUUAUUAAAAACGGUCAAAAUAGUUGAAGAUGAACAUCAACGAGGUACUCGAGCCUUGGAGUCCACCAUAGAGGCCAUUGAUCAAGAGAUUAAAGUUCUUGAUUCAGGUGAUCCACCAAGUAAAAAAGGGUCUCCAGAUGAUUUACUUAGAGUUCACAAACCCGUUACUCUUGCCACAGCAAAAGCUGUUGCUGCAGGUAAUAGUGGUAAACAAGAUGAUGUUAUUGUUGCUGCUAAUAUGGGACGAAAAGCUAUCUUUGAUCUUCUUGUUACCACAAAACAAUGUGCAUAUUCAGCCGAUUCACCUGAAAUGACAAGACGUGUUCUUGACACUGGUAGAAGUUGCGCUCUUAAAUACCAAUCUCUUCUCGAGUUAGUUCAUCAGUGCAUUCAACGUCCUAGUGGAGCUUCAAGCGAAGAGAAACAACUAUUAAUCGAGAAAUCACGCAAUAUUGCCUCUUCAGUUACCGAAAUUGUAUCUUGUGUUGAAACACUCAAAGGCGAUUGGGUCGAUCCAAAUGAUCCUACUGUUAUUGCUGAAACUGAACUUCUUGGUGCUGCAUCAUCCAUCGAUGCAGCUGCCAAAAAAUUAGCAUCCCUUCAACCAAGACGAACAAGUAUCAAGCUCCCCGAUGAGGAUCUUAAUUUUGAUGAAAUGAUCUUAGAAGCUGCCAAAUCAAUUACAACUGCGACCUCAGCCUUAGUCCGUGCUGCUUCAGCGGCCCAGCGAGAACUUGUUACCACUGGCAAAGUUGCUCGUAGACCCAUAUCAACUUCCGUCGAUGGUCAAUGGUCAGAAGGUCUUAUCUCAGCAGCUCGUCAUGUUGCUGCAGCAACACAUUCCCUUGUUGAAGCUGCCAAUGCUUUGGUUCAAGGUCACGCUUCUGAGGAAAGAUUGAUUUCAUCAGCUAAACAAGUCGCAUCAUCUACAGCUCAACUUUUAGUUGCCUGUAAAGUGAAAGCAGAUCCUUACUCCAAAACAAUGGUACGAUUACAAGGAGCCGGUAAUGCGGUUAUAAAGGCAACUGAUAAUCUGGUCAAGUCUGCUCAACAAGCGAUACAACAUGAUGAGGAGCAAAGUAUUGUCAUAAGCCAGAGAAGAGUUCCCGUUAUUGCACAAGAAAUAUUAGCUCGAGAAGAAAUUUUAAGGAAAGAAAAGGAAUUAAAAGAUGCACAAGAAAAAUUAACGGCAAUUCGCAAAGCAAAAUACACAUUAAAAAAAUCACACGAGGAGUAUCACGAAUACCAUAGUGAAACAUCGUAUAACAGCUCACCAUCACCAAUAAAUUGAUAAUUGAUUCCAUUUUUAUGCAUUAUCAUAAUUAUCUCUAUCAUCGUCAUCAUCAUCUUUAUCAUCAUAUGAUCAUAUUUUUCAAAUUUACAUAAUGGAAACGAAAGUAAAAAUCAAAUCAAGUUACUCUGCCAGAGAAGUCUUUGCCCUAAAGUUAUAGAUGAAAAUAACAAUAUAAUUAUGCCUUAUCAACAAAAAACGCAAGGAGAUAAAUUAAUUUUUGCUAUACGAUUGAAGAAGAGAUGGUGAUGGGUUGGAUGAAGAGGAUAACAACUGAGAGAAACAAGAAAGACAACGAAAUUGCAUUUUAUCUCGAUUUGCAUUAACAAUUGAUUCUUCGACCUUGUCUGAUCUCCUUUUCUUGUCGUUAAUCCGUAUGUUUAUGAUCAUAAACAUUAUGGUCAAUCUAUUCAAGCAUAUGGCUUCACCAGAGUGAUUGAAAUGAACAAAAGUAUCGGCAACAAUUGAUGUUUGAUUCCAUGUUGAAGUUAAGCUAAUUUAUGUCAGUUGAUUUACAGUUAGACUUGAAGCUUUAACUUAACUUGAUCAUGAAUUUUGGGUUAAAUACUUUUGUUUAUUUUCAUCCAGCUGACUGGAGCUUCAAAUAUAGAUAUUAUAUUGUUCAAUAAGUUGUCUUGUCAUUUACUGUUGCAAAAAAACCUCCACUCCCACCCUUUAUUUACCUGAUUAUUAUCUCUAUUGUCUUGCAAUCUACAAAUCAUAUUUGAUUGUUCGUUGAAAACAAAAUGCAUGUAUCCUUUUCAGACUGAAAACUGAAAAAUAUCCAAUUAUUUUUGACGAAAUAUUUCCCUUGUUCAACAAAUCGACAUUUGUAAUUGUAAUCAAAUUAUAAAAUUUUUUACCCAAAAUCAAUUUCAUUUCAAGACCCAUUUAGAUUGAAGGAUCCAAAUCUGAUCUAAUUCAAACAUCGCAACAAGACAAACACUAAAUUUAACACGCAUUUAUCAGCAAUCAAUAGCUUAAAGAGAUUAAUGUAAAGCAUAUAUUUAUACGAAUUAAUUUAAUUACAUUUAUUUCAAUCAGUUA
This is a messenger RNA of Tetranychus urticae (two-spotted spider mite), 5094 nucleotides long. The record is from RefSeq and is a predicted model, not a curated record. NCBI's taxonomy places the organism in Eukaryota, Metazoa, Arthropoda, Arachnida, Trombidiformes, Tetranychidae.